Colias croceus (clouded yellow) is the source of this 1033-nucleotide messenger RNA. RefSeq names its product mitochondrial import receptor subunit TOM20 homolog. Gene Ontology annotation, molecular function: transmembrane protein transporter activity. Lineage: Eukaryota; Metazoa; Arthropoda; Insecta; Lepidoptera; Pieridae. Gene Ontology annotation, biological process: protein import into mitochondrial matrix; tRNA import into mitochondrion; protein targeting. The transcript has 4 exons. The record is from RefSeq and is a predicted model, not a curated record. Gene Ontology annotation, cellular component: mitochondrial outer membrane; mitochondrial outer membrane translocase complex. The coding region runs from base 117 to 584 and encodes 155 amino acids.
ACCAACAUUCAAUUCAUUCUUUCUCUUUAGUAAAUGGCGGACAUUAAAUUUUGUAACUAAAAAGACGUGGAAUUCGAUUAUUUAUAUGAAUAUAUUGCUACAAAACAUAUUUUGAAAUGGAACUAACACGCACAACUCUUGGAAUUGCAGUUGGCCUAGCCGGAACUCUUUUCUUAGGGUAUUGUGUGUAUUUUGAUCAGCAACGCAGAAAGGAUCCCCUUUACAAAAAGAAAUUGAGAGAACGCAGACAAAAGGCACAACAAAAUGAGUCACGAUCGCGCACAAUGGGCGGCCCGCUACCAGACACAAAUGAUCAUGAAGCCAUGCAACGUUUCUUCCUACAACAGAUCCAACUUGGUGAAGAGUUGUUGGCAGCUGGUGACCUGGAAGCGGGUGUUGAGCAUCUCGGCCAAGCCGUAGCUGUGUGCGGACAGACGCAGCAGUUGCUUAGCGUACUCCAACAAACAAUGCCGGCGCCAAUCUUCCACCUUCUGCUCAAGAAGCUGCCCGAAGUGUCGGAGCGUCUCCGCGCGUCGAUGCGGGCGAGCGGCGGCAGCGCGCUGCAGGAGGAGGACGUCGAAUAAAUAAAUAAUAAAAUUGUUUUUAGUUUUAAUGGCCUAUCAAUUCUUUCGCUAUCUACCUUUUUCGAUUUUUAAUUAUUUAUCUGUGCUUAAUAGUUCCUGGCUGUCAAAUCUUGUCUAUUGUUUUUUUUUUUUAAUUAUGUCAGUUUUGAUUUUGGAAAUGACGUUUUGACUUUUCGAAAUUGUUAUUUCAAUUCUAUUUUUAUUUUCAUGCUUCGUUUAAUUAUUUUAUUGUUGUCACGUUUCUUUAUUUUCAACUCGAGUACAGAGGCUGUGAACGUGUACUUGAAAUUAUCGCCAUGUUUAAAUCUUCACGCGUUUUUAAUGAGAGUAAAGUUCAACGAUAAUGUAGGUAUUGUUAGUGUUAUUAAUUAGGAAUUUGUGUUCACAACUGGUUAAGAAUGCUUGAGUUUUGAUUGAGAUUUUAUUGUGAAAUAAAAGUAUUGUAAUAA